Messenger RNA from Musca vetustissima, 2463 nucleotides. RefSeq names its product proline-, glutamic acid- and leucine-rich protein 1-like. Gene Ontology annotation, biological process: rRNA processing. The transcript has a single exon. Gene Ontology annotation, cellular component: nucleus. The record is from RefSeq and is a predicted model, not a curated record. NCBI's taxonomy places the organism in Eukaryota, Metazoa, Arthropoda, Insecta, Diptera, Muscidae. Bases 1 to 2463 code for a protein of 820 amino acids.
AUGGCAACUGAAGGACUUUUGCAAGUGAUACACAGUGUCUCUUCGUCAGAGAAUAACUUUUUCAACAUCUACGUUGAGGGUUUGGAUGAUCAGGUGUUCGGCUUGCAGGCGGAUCGUUUGGCCGAUGUCAUCCAAAACAUUAGUUCCCUCCUGUCCAAAGCUUCGUCACGAUUGUUGGGGCUUCGUUUAUUGAAUAAAUUUCUUGAUCAAUGCACUGACGAUGUCUUCAACAAGACUGGAAAUCUUUGGACAUCGUUGGCUUUAAAAGCUUGCCAUGCCCAUAUGCAACCGAAUGAAUCCAUGCUGGCGUAUGAGGCGUUGGGUAAGAUCACCACAAAAUCACUGCAAUCAGCAGAUUUGACGAAAUCGUUUGCAAGUGGUCAUCUUUCAAAAGUAUACGAAUCGUUGAAUUAUGUCCCAGCUGAAAGUGUUGGCAGCGCCCUUCGGUGUGUGGAAAUAUGCUUACGAUGCUAUCCGGCAUCGAGUGGCCCGUCGAGAAAAACGAUUGAAAAAUUCUUAGCAAAGUUUCAAGACUCUCUCGAUGCCGACAUUGUGGCCUAUAAUGGAAAAUGUUUGCAUCUAAUGCAGCAGGUUAGCGGUGGUGAGGUUCGCAGUUCCAGUCACAAGACACAAUGGAAGAAUUAUCAGACCCAAUUGGUGGGCAGCCUUCAUGCCGUAUUCAACGACAUGUUUGCCAGUUGUAAUGAGAUAUGGGACGACAAUAUUGUCACCGACCAACUGAAUAUGGAGAAGUUGGUGCUAUCCGAUGAACCAGUCAACAGAGCAGCUCAGCUGUAUAUAAGAUGCCACAACUUGGUACAGUAUCUAAUUGCCGCUCUGAAGGAACCAUUUCCAGCUGAGAAGCCGUUGUUGUCUAAAAUGCUGUUGGGGAUUAUCAAUCGUGGACUGAGUGUUACUCUGAAUCUUCUACAUCAAAAUCCCAUAACGGAUAACAUUGCCUUAGCCUUGUUGAUGCCAAAGGUUCACAUUGAUCUUUUGUAUUUGUUAGAUGCAGUCGUAUCGAUUCUCAGAGCCCAUGUAUUGCCCUACUAUAAUUUAAUUUUGGGCUUGCUAAUGGAUAUUAUGAAGUCUACAUCGGCAGCUGAGAGUCAUGGUAAACAGAAGCCUUUCGCUGUGCUCCGGGCCAAGAUCUAUGACAGUGUUUCACUGUGGUGCAAAAUUCAAGGCGGUGGCAGCCGUUGCGAUUCGAUUGCCGAAUAUCUGAUCAAUGAAAUUCUGGUGGAUGUUACACCAGAGCAGAAUGAACUGACAUUGCAGGUGUGCGCUGGAUCGGGUAAACAUUUGUCCAAGAAGAUGAAACGGCAAUUGCACAAGGCACAAAAUGAGCGUUCCAACAUUUCGAAGAACAGUGUUAAGACAGCGAAGAACUCCCUAUCGCAAAGGGAUGACAAAAAUCAAUUAGUGUGCAUUGCUGCCCUUCGCUGUCUACAGGAGUUGCUGCUUUCCGUUGCAAGUUUCCUGAAGCCCACGAAAAUCAAAUUAUUACAAACCGUGGUGGUACAGAUUUGUAGCCAGUUUUAUGAAUUUGCCGGAGAUAUGGGGUACUUGUAUUCAAGCGCCCAAUGUCGCCUGGAGAUUUACAAUGUACUGUAUGUAAUGGUAUCCACUCCACACCAUUUGUCUCCACCACCAAUGGAUUUAAUUUUGAGUUUGUUGAACAACGCUUGCUGUCGGGAUGGCAACAUGAGAGUCCGUAAUCAAUGUGCUAGAAUUCUACAGAACCUUGAAAAACUUGUUCAUCCUCAAAAGGAAUCGUUGAUCUUUCCCAUUGAUGCUCGUGAGAUUCGCAAUGCUUUUAUUAUGCUGGGGCAGGAACGGUUAUUAGGGGACUCUACGGCGUUGAAUGGCGUUGGUGAUGAUAGUGAUGAGGAGAAUGAGCUUAAUGAAGAUGUCAAUAACAAAGAUAACGGUGAGGAGGUGGACGAGGGGCGUGAGGAGGAAAGUUUGGAAAAUAUCGAUGAACAUGAUAGAGGAGUUAUUAAUUCAACUGAAGACUCGGUAACACAGAUUGUUGAUAUAUCAAGUGAUAAUGAUGUCGAAAUGCUUGAACAAACAAAUGAAGAUGAUGUGCAGAUUGUGGAAGAUAAGAUACAUAAAGAUGUAGAAGAUACGACACAUAAGGUGGUGGACAAUGGACUGGAGGAUAAUGACGACUGUCAAAUUGUGUCGCCAGCUGCUGACAACGACAAAACACAUCUUGAAGAAAAUGACAAUACAAAUGAUCAACUCAACGAGAAUCCAAAAUCGCCUGACAUUGUUCUUCGCGUUGAAGACUGUGACAGCCCACUUGUACAGAAUGUUGAUGAGGAAGCUGAUGACGAUGAGCCGAGCACAAAAAAGGCAAAGACUAAUGACAGAGAAGAAAUACAAAAUAUAGAAGAGAUCGAUGAAGAAAAACUGUUGGAGGAUAUAGCUGCGACUUUUGUUGAUGAUUUGGCUUAG